Megalops cyprinoides (Indo-Pacific tarpon) is the source of this 1608-nucleotide messenger RNA. Its product is annotated as mitochondrial import inner membrane translocase subunit TIM44-like. NCBI's taxonomy places the organism in Eukaryota, Metazoa, Chordata, Actinopteri, Elopiformes, Megalopidae. The transcript is spliced from 13 exons. Gene Ontology annotation, biological process: protein import into mitochondrial matrix. Bases 18 to 1376 code for a protein of 452 amino acids. Gene Ontology annotation, molecular function: protein-folding chaperone binding. The record is from RefSeq and is a predicted model, not a curated record. Gene Ontology annotation, cellular component: mitochondrial inner membrane.
CACGCGCUGUGUCCAAGAUGGCUGCCUCCUUGUGUCAGUGUUACCAGCUCUGUGUCAGAAGAGGUUUGUUCUUCCUCUCCACCCGUUCUUACGUCUCCAUUUUAGAGAGAAGUCACGUCUACAGGAUAUGCGGGUCCCCCUCAGUAUCUUCACAGAUGCGAUACGCAUCAGGGGGCGGAGGGGGUCGAAAGGGCUUCCUGGGGGAGUUUGUAGACAGCCUGAAGCAGGAGCUGAACAAGAACAAGGAGAUGAAGGAGAACAUCAAGAAGUUCCGGGAGGAGGCCAAGAAGCUGGAGGAUUCAGAGGCUCUCAGACAAGCCAGGAGAAAAUAUAAAACAAUUGAGUCUGAAACAGUGAAGACCUCAGAGGUGCUGAAGAAGAAGCUGGGCUCGCUGUCAGAGACUGUGAAAGAGAGCCUGGAGGAGGUGGGCCGCAGUGACCUGGGGAAGAAGAUCAAGGAGGGCGUGGAGGAGGCGGCCAAGACGGCCAAGCAGUCAGCCGAGUCCGUGUCCAAGAGUGGAGAGGUGCUGGGAAAGACCGGGGCCUUCCGGGCCAUCUCGCAGGGCAUGGAGUCAGUGAAGAAAGAGAUUGAUGACCUGGGGCAGAGCGGGCCCUACCGGGCCCCGGCCCAACUGAGGAAGAGGAGUGACUUCUCUUCAAAGGGAGUGGGGAGUGACUCCAGGGUCUUCGAGGCCAAUGAAGAGGCUAUGGGUGUUGUGCUACACAAGGAUUCUAAAUGGUACCAACAAUGGAAGGACUUCAAGGACAACAAUAUGGUGUUCAACAGGUUCUUUGAAAUGAAGAUGAAAUAUGAUGAGAGCGACAAUGUCUUAAUCAGAGCAUCCCGUGCCGUCACAGACAAAGUCACAGAUCUCCUUGGUGGGCUGUUAUCGAAAACGGAGAUGUCUGAGGUUCUGACGGAGAUCCUGAAGGCCGAUCCCAACUUCGACAAGGAUGCCUUCCUGAAGCAGUGUGAGCGUGAUAUCAUACCCAACGUGCUGGAGGCAAUGAUCCGUGGAGAGCUGGAGGUUCUGAAGGACUGGUGCUAUGAAGCUACCUACAGUCAGUUGGCACACCCUAUCCAGCAGGCCAGGGCCAUGGGUCUGCACUUCCACUCCAAGAUCCUGGACAUUGACAACAUUGAUUUGGCAAUGGGAAAGAUAAUGGAGCAAGGCCCCGUACUGAUCAUCACCUUCCAGGCCCAGGUUGUCAUGGUGAUUCGCAGCCCCAAGGGGGACGUGGUGGAGGGGGACCCGGACAAGGUUUUGAGGAUGAUGUACGUGUGGGCACUCUGCCGAGACCAGGAGGAGCUCAACCCCUACGCCGCGUGGAGACUUCUGGACAUCUCCGCCUCCAGCACAGAGCAGGUCCUGUGAGAGGGACGGAGACAAUCGAGGGACGGGGACGCAAGCAGACUCGGCAAGGACACACACACAGACAGCUCAGCUCACAGCCACAGACACACAAACACACACACGCACACAGAAGUACGAACAGUGCGUGCUCACACACACACUCACAUACAUUCAGGGAAACGAAGAUCCACUGUCAGAAAAAUGAAUACAGAUACAUGCAUUUAGACACACACAGACAAAAAUGCGCAGACAC